Molecule: messenger RNA, 4642 nt
Organism: Polypterus senegalus (gray bichir)
Lineage: Eukaryota; Metazoa; Chordata; Cladistia; Polypteriformes; Polypteridae
Gene: dhh
Product: desert hedgehog signaling molecule
Exons: 4
Coding region: 442-1698 (418 amino acids)
Biological process (GO): cell fate specification; regulation of gene expression; multicellular organism development
Molecular function (GO): patched binding; calcium ion binding
Source: RefSeq, a predicted model, not a curated record
GUCUCAAUGAUUGUAGUCCCUUUCAAGACGCGGCGACACGACAUACUUGAAAUCACGUUAUCUUUGUCAGGACAUUGGCAGCUGCUAAACUGGACGAAUCGAUGAAAGCACUGAAGCUGACUUCCCGUUGGAUCGAGAAAGCGACUCGCGUUUAUACACUUUGGAAACUAAGAAACGAUCAGAAGACACCGACAAAUAGAGUGCGUUCAAGAAUAAAUCGCUGAAUAAUUCGCAAGACAGUAUUUUGAGAGUGAAGCACCUGUGUCUCAACUGAAAUGAGCCCAGUGACGGGCCACCUUUAGGACACGCAAAAAGAGGAAUAAAGUCCGACUGACACUGGGCAUUCCGAGAGACCUGCUGCGGCAAUGUUGCCUCCCGGACUACCGGCCCCAGCCGCUGCUGCGGUGGGCAGGUAAAUAGCGCCGAGUCGCGAUAAUCAAGAUGAUGGCACCGCUCGGGCAAGGUCUGCCUCAACUUGUCGUGUUGUCUCUUUGCUGCUGGCUGCUCGUCCAGAGUUGUGGACCCGGUCCCGGCGGUGGUCGUCGCUCUCGACCAAGGAAACUAAUCCCCGUCCCUCUUAAGCAAUCGGUACCCAACUUUUCGGAGAACAACCUGGGCGCCAGCGGAAGACCUGAUGGAAAGAUAACCAGGCAUUCUGAGCGAUUCAAGGAGCUCAUUCCCAACUAUAACCCGGACAUCAUUUUCAAAGAUGAGGAGAACACCUCGGCCGAUCGUCUUAUGACUCAGCGCUGUAAAGACUGCCUGAAUUCACUCGCCAUAGCAGUCAUGAACCAGUGGCCUAGAGUGAAGUUGCGGGUGACAGAAGGUUGGGACGAAGAUGGACAUCAUGCACCAGAUUCAUUGCACUAUGAGGGACGGGCUGUUGACAUCACUACAUCUGAUCGUGACCCAAGUAAAUAUGGGACCCUGGCGCAACUGGCAGUAGAGGCAGGAUUCGACUGGGUCUACUAUGAAUCAAAAUCACAUGUCCACUGUUCCGUCAAGUCAGAUCAUGCUGUUACUGUGAGAAAGGGUGGCUGUUUCCCUGGCACAGCUCAGAUUUCCUUGUCUGAUGGUCGACAGGUUAGUCUUUCAUCUCUACAACCAGGAGACCGAGUGCUGUCAGUGGACAACUCAGGAAAGGUUGUGCCUAGCCGGGUUUUGCUGUUUUUGGACUGGGACACCAGCAGAAAGGCCCAAUAUGUUGUACUUGAAACCAAGAAGGCUAAAAUUAGACUGACACCUUCACACCUCAUUUUUAUGUCUCCCAACUGGACUACAGAUACCAGUCUGUAUCAGGCUUCAUUUGCAAGCCAGGUCCAGGCAGGUCACUUUGUGCUCACUAUACAAGAAGGAAAGCUUCAGCCUAUCCAGGUGACAACUGUUGCAAUGGACCAUGUGGUAGGGGUGUAUGCCCCACUCACAGAGCAUGGCACCUUACUAGUGGAUGGUAUGUGGGUGUCCUGCUAUGCCUUAAUUGAAGACCAUUCACUAGCUCACUGGGCUUUUGGACCCAUUCGUUUCUUUUACCAUCACUACUACAGGUUUGUGUCUAGUAUGUAUCAUUCAGGGAAUCAUACUAUGGGGAGAAUUGAGGCAAACUGGGAUCAGGGUAGACAUGAUGGGAUACAUUGGUAUGCCAAGAUUCUCUAUAGUCUUGGACAUCUGAUUUUGGACCCAGAUAGAUUUCACCCUUAAUAGAGAGUAGUGUGAGCCUGCAUUUGGAUAACACAAAGUGACUGCACUAGAAGACACCUUUCAUACCAAUUAAAGGACAAACUAAGAUCAUUAAAAUGUGCCAUAGUACUAUCUUAAGGAUGUUAACAUUUGUUUCUGGCCUAAGAAAUACUGCAUCCUAUCUGCAUGAGGUGAAGAGAAAGGAAGCAGAAGCAGAUUUAAGAUUGCAGAGUAAUGGUGAACACUGUUCAAGAUGCUGGAAGAGAUGUCUUAGGAAUCAUAAAAUUCUGUGAACAUUCAUUUGGCCUCCAACCCUUCUGGUGCUCAUUACUCACUCAUUCUGAUUUGCACUUAACAGAAGCACUGGGAGUGGGAGGUUUGGGGCCUUGUUGAUUAACUGAGCAUUCAGCAACAUCCAAUAAAGAGUCAGUUCACCAUGUGGUAGAUCCUUGCCAAACAUCAUCACAUCUUCCCAGCAGGGUAGAAUGUGUGGAUUGUCUCAAAAUGGGAAACAUUACUGUUUCCUUUAGAGUAUGCACUGUAAACAUAGCCUUCAGUAGAAAGAAGGUCAGUCACUCAGAAAAACAUUGCAUUGAUGUAAUAGAGAAUUUAAGACAGAGCUUUAUUGAUUAAUUUUAUCAGAAUGUAAAUAUUUACAGGAAGAAAGUUGAGUAUAAAACAUGGAAAAAUUGUCAAACAGAGCCUGGCUGUCAUCUACUGUGGUUUAGAUUUCAAUGUUAAUAUUGUGUACACAGCUGACCAAUAAUAUAUAUAAAAAAAAUUUUGGGUUGAGAUGUGAUCAUCUUGGGGAGAUACUUUGAAGUCCGCGAGACUUCUCGCAGGUCACGCCCUACUUACAAACAAUUUCUCGGAGACACUUUAACAUCCCACGAGACAAGGAUGUGAGACAAAAGGACAGCUGCUGUACGGGCGUUCAAGAGUAUUACAUACUCUUUAUAGGAAAUAUGUAAAGAUAAUAAUAAUGAAUUAUUGAUGAACUUUGUGCUUGUAAAAUGUAAGUGAGAUACGGUGUGUUCUUUUAACUUAACACAGUCUUCCUUUCAGGAUGGUGCAUUACCACCUCAAACCAGCUGCAUAUAAACUACAAAAAUGAAAUGCUCAUCCAAUCAAGUUAAAAGAACAUUCUUCCAGCUUAAGUGUCUACUAGUUAUUUUUUACUGUGAGGGCUAUGAUAUCAAUAGUUACAUACGCAACCACAAGUUUAGCUUGUAUACAUUAAAAUAAGUGCAUUGGUUAAUGCUGCUGCCUGACAGUUUCAAGUUUCUAUAGACAUCUUACAUUGUCCUUGCGUCUUUGUGGGUUUUUCCCUGGGCACUCGUUUUCUUCACACAUCCUAAAGCUGUGUAUGUUAAGUUACUAGAUAACUUUAAAUUGACUUGAUAUAAGUAAGCAUGGUCUUCAAUACACUGGCAUCCAGGAUUGUUUUUUGAUUUGUAUGUAUAGGUCUUUAAAGCAGAACUCAAGGAUAUUGUGCUAUAGUGUGGCAAGAUAUUCUGGUAUGGCAAAAACAUGCAGUCUCAACACAGAUACAUGACUGUAAAUUAUCCCGCUGUAUCCCAGUGGGUUGGCUGGUUCUAGCCUUAUGUAAAUGCUGUCUGGCACCCAUUUGUUUCAGAACCUCGAUGGAUGGAUAAAAAAAAUUAAAUCAUGCUGCUUGUGUAUAAUUAAGCAAACUAAGCAUCAUUCUUGAUGGAGUUAAUUUGAUUUCAGUUCCCCUCUGGUUUCCUGUUAAUCUAGCACUUGUUCACUUAAAUCCAGACACUUCAAUUCACAUUGCCAGAUCUGGUCUGACUAACCAGCAGGCAGCCAUCUCAAGUGCGGUUUUGAGCUCAUCCGUGAAACUAUUGUUUCUGUAUCUAUCCAUUUAAGCUACCCUUUUAUGGAACGCAGUUUAUCCAAAGAGGACACAUCCAAACAGCAUUGUGCAUAAGGUAAGAACUAUAUCUGGGUGGACUAGUGCUAGUUCAUUAUAAAACAAGAAAGGGGCUAAUUGGACUCAUUUAGAGUCAACCAACUAAAAUGCAUGCUUUUGCACUUGAUAGAAAAACUGGAUUGUUCUGUGGGAAUCCAUGGAAACAAAGAAAGAGCAUGUAAAGUGGAGAGAGAAGGUGCCUAGCCAUGAGGCAGCAACUCUGAUAACAGCACCUUCAUAUCACCUUGCUUCUGCAUGCUCUAAACCAAAGUGUUUUCUGUAAUUUGUAAUGAUUUGUUUGUACCAAAACUUGUUUUUAUACAUCAUUUGAGAUGUUCUGUAAAUAGUCAAAAUCCAAUCAAGAAAAGUAAAGGUAUAAAAAAAAUGUGUAUAUAAUAAUACAACAGUAAUCAUAUAAUUAUGUUUUUAGUUAUUAGUAUGUUAUGUACUAGUAAGUGUUACUUUACAGACUUGUUUUUUAAUUUAUUUAAUUAUUUAUUUAAUAUAUCUCUCAUACAAACACAUUGGAAAUUGGGCAUAGUGUUACAAAAUAUUCUUUUAACAGUGAAAAAAGUGUUAUUUUGAUUUGCUAUUAUUUUUCUUGAAAAUAGGUUUAAUGAGCCUGUAAAAGUCCAUGAACCCCUCUCCCAAUUCUCUCUCUCUCUUUAAAUAUAUAUAUCAUUUCAAUUGCCAAACAACUCAUUAGUCAUUAAUGUCAAAUAAAAGCAAAAUCCUGAUAUGCAAAAGAGUGUGUCCUAUAACAAAACUCAGAAAAUGUGCCAAUUGACAAAUCUAUUCUACCUAUACAAGAUUUGCAACUUGAGGCCUCAUGUAUAAACAGUGUGCACGCAUUAAAAAUCUCACUUUGAGAUGUAUAAAAACUAACCUUGGCUUGAAACUAUGCACAUUUUCACGGCAGCAUCACACCAUGUGUAUGCAUUUUUCUGCCUGAUUUUGCAAACUGCCAGCACCCAGCGUCAAAGCAGUGCUACUGUUUCUGUGUCAUUUCCCUUUCUUUUUUAGAUUCACAUC